Messenger RNA from Durio zibethinus, 2038 nucleotides. The record is from RefSeq and is a predicted model, not a curated record. NCBI's taxonomy places the organism in Eukaryota, Viridiplantae, Streptophyta, Magnoliopsida, Malvales, Malvaceae.
AUGGUGGCGACCCAUUUGAGAAAAUCAUUCAAUCAAUCUUACACGUUAUCAGUUACCCUUGGUUUAGAUGAAAUCACUUCGGGUAAUGUCUUGCAGGAGAAAUUUGUAUCAUCAACCACAUUGGUUAGCAAUGGACGCGUGGAUAUUAGAGGGAAAAUUGCAGAUAAAAAAACAACUGGAGGAUGGAAGGCAUCUCCGUUUAUCAUAGUUAAUGAGGUUGCAGAGAGAUUGGCAUUUUUCGCAAUAGCGGUGAACAUGGUGGUUUAUCUGGUUUUUGAAAUGCACCAAUCGCUUCCAUCUGCAGCGACUCAUGUGACUGAUUGGAUUGGAGCUGCCUAUGUUCUAGCUCUACUUGGAGCAUUUCUUGCCGAUGCUUAUUUGGGUCGAUUCUUGACGAUCAUUAACUUUUCUUGCAUAUAUGCAGUGGGAAUGGUUUUGUUGACGCUAUCAGCCUCCGUAGACAGCCUACGUCCGCCUCCAUGCACUGCCAGAGCAUGCAUAAAAGCAACAGGGAAACAAUCAGCUUUUCUCUUCGUUGCACUAGCUCUUAUAGCCCUUGGAACCGGCGGUAUCAAGCCAUGCGUUUCAUCAUUUGGAGCAGACCAGUUCGACGAAACUGAUGAAAAAGAAGCCCGUAAGAAAUAUUCGUUCUUUAACUGGUUCUUCUUUGCCAUAAACAUGGGUGCUCUCUUGGGUAUCACUCUUUUGGUAUAUAUAAAAGAUAAGAAAGGUUGGGGGUGGGGUUUUGGAGUUCCUACUGUGGCUAUGGUUUGCUCUAUUUUCAUCCUAGCUGCUGGAAUGCCUUAUUAUCGUUUCCAAAAGCCCAUGGGAAGUCCUUUUACAAGGUUUCUUCAGGUCAUUGUGGCUUCUGUCAGGAACCAUUUUAAAGGGGCUCAAUUAGGACGUGAAGAUGUCUUAUAUGAGGUCAAUACACUGGAGUCUGAUAUUUCUGGUGCUCAAAAACUCGCUCAAACCAAACAGUACAGAUUCUUGGAUAAGGCAGCUGUGGUGAUGGAUUCUGAAGCUAACACUAAAAACCGUUGGAGACUCUGCACAGUGACCCAAGUAGAAGAAUUCAAGUCCUUCAUUAGAAUCCUCCCUGUGUGGGCAUCCACAAUAGCCCUUUCCAUCUCAUUUGCCCAACUCUCAACCUUCUUUAUCAGCCAAGCCUCCAUCAUGGACCGAAAACUUGGUCCCAACUUCACGAUUCCAGCAAGUUCAGUCCCUGUCUUCAGCGCCAUCAACGCGCUCAUACUCGUCCCUAUCUGCGAAAAAUUGAUGGUCCCAAUCCUACGCAAACUCACCGGCCAUCGCCGUGGCAGUACAUCUUUACAAAGAAUGGGUGUUGGCCUAUUCACAUCCAUCUUUGCCUUGACCUCAGCUGCUUUAGUUGAGAAGAAACGUCGUGACCAUCCAAAUCCAUCGUCUAUGAGCGUGUUUUGGCUGCUUCCACAGUUCUUCUUAAUAGGCACUGCAGAGGUUUUUACUUAUGUGGGACAAUUGGAAUUCUUUUACGAUGAAGCGACUGAUGGGACGAGAAGCAUAAGUAGUGCAAUGUUUCUUACCGAGAUUGGAAUUGGGAGUUGGUUAAGCUCAGCAAUUGUUAAAAGCAUUGAGCGUGCAACUGGUGGGGAACAGACAGGAUGGCUAAGAAAUGAUCUUGACAAAAGCAGGCUGGAUUAUUUCUACUGGAUAUUGGCAGCAAUCAAUGCUGCUAAUUUCUUGGAUUACUUGUGGGUGGCUUGGCGAUACAAGGGAAAGAAUGGCCUGGGAGGGAGCGUCGUCAGGGUUGAGGCCAUGGUUGAGACGUCUGAUGAUGAUCAUCAUCAAGUGACAAAGAAAGAGGAUGAUAAAGGGGAGUUUCAAAGCCUGGUGCUGUGAAAUCUAAAAUUAGUUACUUCCAUUUAUGAUGUAUGACUUAUUUCACUUUAUUUGCAAAUGAACCAAAUCAAUUGUUUUCCUAAUUUAAAAUACUGUAUUGCUUUGUAUUAAAAGAUUUACAUGAUGAAAACCUAAUAAACUAUUUGAGAUGCCCAAA